GCCUGCCGGCAGCCGGGCCCGAGCUGGUCUGACAGGCUCCGGGCAGACGGGAAGGGAGAGGCCGCCUGAGGCUCAGGAAUGUGCAGCCCUUAUCUCUGGCUCCCCUGCAAUCCUGGGGAGGGAAUAACUCUCCGGAGUUUGCCUUUCUCUCGCUCUUACUCACCCUCUGCCCUGGGUGGAGCUUUGUUCUGCUGGCUCGGAGGUGCCCGUGAAUCAGGCUGCAGGCACGUCCAGGGGAGCGGAGAGCCGGAGAGCGCGACCCACCACCUGCCCUGGCUCACCUGGGAAGCCCCCCAUCCCCUCAUGGCUCGUCGGUCUCAAAGCUCCUCACAGGGGGACAACCCCCUUGACCCGAACUAUCUCCCCCCCCACUACAAGGAGUAUUACCGCCUGGCUCUGGAUGUGCUUACCGAGGAGGGCAAAGAAAGUUACCAGCGCUUCCUGGCCGAGGAAGCAGCCCCCGAUUUCCUGUGCGGCUCAGAGGUGGAUCACAUCAUACAGAACCUCCAGAAACCCCAGUACGCCAACCAGGAGGGCAGCACAGACACCAGUGGCGACAAUGACAUGGAUGGGUCCUCCGGGACUUACUGGCCCAUGAACUCAGACCUCGCUGUUCCUGAGCUUGACCUGGGCUGGCCAAUGGUCUUUGGGUUCAGGGGGACAGAGGUGACAACCCUGGUGCAACCACCGCCCCCGGACAAUCCCAGCAUCAAGGAGGAGGCUCGCAGAAUGAUUCGAGCAGCGCAGCAGGUGGUGGCCAUAGUGAUGGACAUUUUCACCGACGUGGACCUGCUGUUCGAGGUGCUGGAUGCUGCUGCCCGCAGAGUGCCCGUGUACAUCUUGCUGGAUGAAAUGAACUCGCAGCUCUUCCUCGAUACAGCUGCUAAAUGCAGAGUCAAUCUUAACUAUGUGGAGUUCCUGAGGGUGAGGACAGUUUCUGGCCCAACCUACUACUGCCGCACAGGGAUGUCCUUCAAAGGCCACGUGAAAGAGAAGUUCCUCCUGGUGGACUGCAUGGUGGUGCUGAGCGGCAACUACAGCUUCAUGUGGUCCUUCGAGAAGAUCCACCGGAGCAUCGCGCACAUCUUCCAGGGGGAGCUGGUGGCCAGCUUCGACGAGGAGUUCCGCAUCUUGUUCGCGCAGUCCGAGCCGCUCGUUCCUCCAGCCAACGUCUUGGCAAAGGCCGAGAACGCGUUCGCCAUGGCCCCCUUUGGCAAUAACCUGCCUUUCUUUCCCAAGAAGGCACCCCUGAUGUUCCAGAGGGAUGACGCUCUCUUCCCCUCCUUCAUGGACAGGGUUGACCAGGACAGGUACUUCCUGUCCAACUUCCGGCGGGACGACAUGCUGCGCCACACCGUGGAGGGGUCGGCCAUGCGCAUGUACAAAAAGGUGGAGAUGGAGAACUCUCAGAUGGACCCUGUCAGGGGUUUUCUCCGCUCCAAGCAGCUGGAGUUGGAUGCUUUUAAGAGACACAGUUUUGCAGAGGGAACAUUUGAGAACUUUGCUUCUUCCAAGCAGUACGCCAGGCAGAUGUUCAUGAACAACAUGGACGAAUUUAAAAUCCAGUCUAGUCAUUUUCAGAAGGACCAGUUCUACCAGUACCAGUUCGAGCAUCCCCAUCUUUCUGGGAGACCUCAGGGACUCUUUGAGAGGAUCCGAGGCGGUCGGCCAGGGUUCAAUGAACUGGAGGACUAUGGAGAGGGACCCAGGUACCCUGAGCUCGAAUCCGGUUUCCCACAGGAGGGUUUCCCCUUAAGGCUGGAUUACGUACCUUCAAAUUCUUCCAGGGAAGUAAGACACGGCUCCGAUCAGCUGAACCCGGCAGGCAACGGCCCCAUGGGCAUGAUGUUAAGGCGACAGAAUAUAGGACAGAAAUUUAUUUGCCAGACUUCUCCUACACAGAAGCAAAGCCUGGAACAACGCCUGUUCUUACAAGACAAAGAUGAGGACCAAGAUGAAGACAAGAACACCCAGGAAAACAGAACAGGUUUACGUAACUGGAGGAUUUCCUCAUACCUGAGUGCAUACCAGUCCGAACCAGAAGAAGGUCUCCCAAUGCCCAUGGAAUCAGAGGCAUAUAAUGAUGUUCUUGGGGACACCCUCACAAAGCACCCCACCGACCUCAUCCCAGCCUUCAAGUCUCCAAUGUCUUUCAAUAGCAAGUCACUGGGAAUUGAAAGUGCCAAAGAAUUUGCAGAACCUGACAGAAUAGGUGACGAAACUCCUCUAAUGAAACAAGACGCGUUUAGGACCAGAAUAAAUCCUUUGAUCCAGCGGAGCUCACGGCUCAGGUCCUCUCUGAUUUUCAGUGCUGCCAAGUUAGACCAGCCUAACACCACAAUAGAAAAGGUCCAGAUGAUCCAAAAAGAACAAAUGUCCAGUGAGCUGACAAAAGACAAUGAAACUAUAAAGACAGCUGCCUCAUCUAAAGUGGCAGAACUUCUAGAGAAGUACAAAGCUGUGGGCAAAGACCCAGAGCGAGCUACGGUCACUCACACCAAAGCCGUCUCCAGCUUUCUGCAGGAGGAGUCCCAGAGCGCGGAGAAGAAAUGCACCAAAUCCGUGCAGUACAAGAUUCUGGAGAGCAGGGUGCUGGACGCCAAGGACUCCUGCAGCACUUACAAAGUGCACGGAGAGGUCGACAGGGCGUUCGGAAUGGCCUCGUCAAGCCCCCAGCUCGUCGACGCGUUGAGUAAAGAUCCCCUAGCACAUAUCGGCACUAAAGUGGACAAAUUAUCAUCGCGGUUUUACCCCAUUGAGAAUAAACCUGCUCUUCCCGAGAAGGAGAGUCUAAUAUUUGUAGGAGAGACUCAGAAACUGACUCUUCCAGAGAAGAAGGAAAGAGUGACGUUCAAGGAAGACACUCAAAAACUAGUCAAUACGGAACUGAAGAAACCACAGAUCAGGACAAGUACCACAUCAGUUCUUGAAAAUGUAUCUAUGAGCCAGGGAUCCGACAGCUCUCUCAAUAAAUCCGAGGAAGACUGUUCAAAACAAGAGCAAAAUCCAAUGGAAUUUUUAAGAAAAGGGUCGCUGCGGCUGAAGCAGCUUUUGAACCCAAAAGGUGAAAAGAAAUUGGAGGAGGAGCCCCCUUGUGAGAGCGGGAAAUCUGAGAAGCCGGCUGUGGUUCUCAAACGCUCUUCCAUAGGGGACGGUCAGGAAACGAUGGAGGAAGAAAAGACCCCUAAGUUUUCAGCAGCAGGUGCUCCCAAAAGCAGCCAGGCGGCACAGGGCAGGUUCCCCUCGUCCACGGCCAACAUCCUGUACAGCAGCAACCUCCGCGAUGACACCAAGGUGAUUCUGGAGCAGAUCUCCGCCAACAGCCAGAAGAACAGAGCCGAGCUGGCCAAGCAGCUGCCGUCCACCAGCAACCCCGACCUCUCGAGAUCAACCACCAGCCUGGAGAGGAAGGGCGAGAAGGAGAAGAGCUGCAGCAUCCACAGGUCAGAGAGUUUCGGGAGCCAGAAACGAAACCUGCAGCGGCAGCCGUCGGAGGACAGGGACACCCUCCUGAAGAAGAUGGAGAACAUGCGCAAGGAGAAGCGAGUCUACAGCAGAUUCGAGGUCUUCUGCAAAAAGGAUGAACACACGAGUCAAAGUGAGGAGGAAUAUGACACAGAUGCCAAAGACAAGAAGAUGGGAAAGUUCAUGCCCAAAAUCCUGGGGACCUUCAAGACCAAAAAAUGAUCAUAGAAACACUAUUUAAUUCCAUCUAAUCACUGACUGUCAAAGGGGAACGAGAAGUAACUUGUUUGCGGUGGCUGUAAGCACCACAGGCAAAUUCUCUGCGUGGUUAGUGAGCGGAAACGUGUUCAGCAUUAGACUCCUACGGCACCAUUCGCCCAGUAACGUCACGAGGUACCAGGCAACCUUAUCACAGCGUGUUUCAAAUAAAGUAUUAAAUUACCAAGAUGCUUAAAACAAAUAAA
Molecule: messenger RNA, 3929 nt
Organism: Columba livia (rock pigeon)
Lineage: Eukaryota; Metazoa; Chordata; Aves; Columbiformes; Columbidae
Gene: SACK1H
Product: family with sequence similarity 83 member H
Exons: 5
Coding region: 79-3687 (1202 amino acids)
Biological process (GO): signal transduction; intermediate filament cytoskeleton organization; positive regulation of cell migration
Cellular component (GO): keratin filament
Molecular function (GO): protein kinase binding; keratin filament binding
Source: RefSeq, a predicted model, not a curated record